Molecule: messenger RNA, 5515 nt
Organism: Nothobranchius furzeri (turquoise killifish)
Lineage: Eukaryota; Metazoa; Chordata; Actinopteri; Cyprinodontiformes; Nothobranchiidae
Gene: rsf1a
Product: remodeling and spacing factor 1a
Biological process (GO): negative regulation of DNA-templated transcription
Cellular component (GO): chromatin; RSF complex
Molecular function (GO): histone binding
Source: RefSeq, a predicted model, not a curated record
GUAAACGUAGAGCAUGAACCUGCAGGUCAGAUAAACAAAAAUAUUUGCAGCAAGCAAAAAGGCUAACAGUUUGAUGCAUUUGUCAGUCGGGAACAAUGUAAUAUAUAAAUCAGAUAGUUUCAUCCUCAAGCCAUAAACAUGGAUGGAUGUGAGAAAAAUAAGUUUAAAGUAUGAGAGUACAAUAAUCUGGCUGCUUACUUCCCACAUAUACCAAAUAUGCACCACCACUGUGUGUAUGUAAAGUAACUACAUAUAUGUUUCAGUUAGACUAAACAAGACUGUUAUUUAAUAGUUUGAUGUAAAUCAUUUAUGUUGCUUUAAUAAAACUGAUAUUUUAACAUUUUAAACACAAUUUGACACAUGAAACGUGAUGUAAGGGCAUGUGUUGCAAUUGCACAGUCAUCCUUCAGAGGGCGCUGUCUCGACGGUCUCCGGGUCUGCAGCCGCUGGACAAACGUCGUGCUGAAAACUGAACCAUAAAAAAACUAAAGUUAGACUGCGUCCACGCAUUCAUGCUGCCUUCGUCUGGGUGUAGGGCGGAUGGAGUGUGAGCUAACUGUCGGGGGUUGAGAGGAAACAACUGAGAAGACAUGUUGGUGUUGGUCGCGCUGAAUUGUGGGCAUUCUCGUUGUGCCGCCCUCUCUGGUCCUCCCAAACUUCUCAGAGCUCCAUCAAGGUGACUCCCUAAACCUCUGGUGGAGCUCCACGUGAAGCUGCUCAGGAAGCUGGGGAGAUCCGUGACCACUGACCGCUGGGAGAAGUACCUGGCCAAGGUUUGCCAGGAGCUGAACAGUACGUGGGCCUGGGAGCUGGAACAGAAGGGCUACCAGGAGAUGUCGAUGGAGUGCAAGUCCAGCAUCCUAAAAUACCUGUGUGAGUGCCAGUUUGAUGAGAACUUGAAGUUUAAGACGUUUGUGAACGACGAGGACCCAGAGAAGAUGCGUCUGCAGCCAGUUGGUCGGGACCGGCAGGGCCUGAUGUACUGGCUCCAACUGGACCAUGAGCAGAACAUCCGACUGUUCACGGAGGAGCAGGAUGAUCUGGACGGAUCCACCUGGAAAUGCAUCGUCAGGACCCGGAAUGACCUGGCCGAGGCUGUGGAGCUGCUGAGGGCUCAGGUUGGCCCAAACCAGAGUCGGAAUCAGAACCAGGCAGGAUCCAGGAGUAACAGCCCUGCAGCCAAGGACACGGCUGCAGGUGAAGGAGAGUCUGGACUCUGCUGCUCCAAACCGCCCCAGACCUCAGAAGAACGAAGCCACACGGAGGAGGAACGGCUUAAAGAAGACGUGAAGCGGGACGACGCGACGCCCAUCAAACUGGAAGACAUGGAGGUGAAGGAGAAGACGGAGCUCAGACCCGCCGCCUUCGAUAACCGUGUUAGCACCAUCACCGCCAUCAAACAGGAGCUCAAGGACGAGGCCCAGAACGCCGUGCCCGUUGUCAUGGCGCCCAGCGUGGUUCUGACAAAAGUCAACCUGGUAGAAGAAGCAGAGCGAGCCGUUGUCAGGAGCAACCAGCAGGCCAAGAUACCACUGAAGAAGAGGGAUCUGAAGCUUGCCGAUAGCUUCCAUAGCAACCACCUUAGCAACAGCAGCAGCAUCAUCGUCUGUAACCCCGCCGUGAUCCACAGUCAAGACGGACGUGAAAAAGCACCUCCAGGAAGUCCAGCGUCCUCGCAGCAGCAGCUGCUCGUCUCCGCGCAGAGGCAGGAACUGACCAAUGGCAGAGCUUCUCAUCUGCCUCUGAAGGAGGGACAAAACGGUGUCGUAGGGGUGAAAGGUCAGGCUGGAGCUGUCAGCCACGUCGGAGUCAUCCGCGGCCCGUCUGAGUACCACCGAGCCACUGGUGCUGAGCAGCAGGAACAAAACGGGCCGAGCCCAGAACUCCACAGGACCAGGGUGGUGGAGGAGGACAAGGAGCUGACCCGGAAGUCCGUGCUGGUGAGGAAGGGACCUCCUGAAGGGGGGGCGACACCAGCACCUCCCUUUCUUCCUCCUCAUGCAGGGAUGGGGGAUGAGAAGCUCCUAAAGCAGUCAUCCUGUCAACCCGACGGAGCUCCUGAAGCCUCAGAAAGGAGCGCGGAUUCUGUUGGGAUCACCUCUCCGUCUGCAACGCCACAACCAAGGAGACGGCAGGAGGAGAACCGGGACAAAGCGGCUACGAAGGAGUCGGAGGAGACGAGGGAUGCAGGAAGUCCUCAGCAGAAGGAUGAGGAUCCGAGGGUGACGGGAGAAAAAGUGGUGGAAUCAAGCAGCUCGGUUUCAUCUGUGAAACGGGGAGGGGGGCUGAACGGUCGAGUUAGCACCAAGAACCUCCAGUUUGGAUCAGAACCUAAACAGAACCCUCUGGAGGAGGUGUCUUCAGAGCUCCAGAAGGAGGGAAUCCGCUUAAAGAUCAAGAUUCCUCCUCACAGGAGAAACAAGUUAAGGAGAAAGGGAGGAAAGGCGCGAGAGCCAGAGGAGCAGGAGGAAGGGAGGUCUCUGAGGAGAUCCGUGAGGAUCUGCAGAUCCUCUGCUUUGCCAAGCUGCCGGCUGAGCGCAAAGGUGGCCGAGAGCCAGAGGAAGAAACUGCAGACAAAACCGGCUCUUCCCGUCCGAACCAGGGAGGUAGAGGAGGAGGACGAAGGUGAUGAAGAGGAGCCACGCAGAACCUGUGGACCUGCUGGGAAACUCAGGAAACGAAGGGGGAAACGGAGACACGGCCGACCGCGGUGGACCGUCGUCCGCUCAAAGAGACGCAGACCUGACGAAGACCUGCAGGACAGCGGCAGGACGGCAGGAGAGGAGGAGGAGGAGGAGGAGGAGGAGGGAGGCAGCCAUUCAGAGGAAGAGUUGUAUAAAUCAGAGGAGGUUCCCCGAGAAGACGCCUGCACUCACUGUGGCCUCCCCAACCACCCAGAACUGAUCCUGCUGUGUGACUCGUGUGAUGGCGGAUACCACACCGCCUGUCUGAGGCCACCGCUCAUGCUGAUCCCGGAUGGAGAGUGGUUCUGUCCGCCGUGUCAGCACAAGAUGCUGUGUGAGAAGCUGGAGGAGCAGCUGCAGAACCUGGACAGCGCUCUGAAGAAGAGAGAGAGAGCAGAGCGGAGGAGGGAACGUCUGGUGUACGUAGGAAUCAGUGUGGAGAACAUCAUUCCAGAGGGAGACGAGGAGGAAGAGGAGGAGAAAACGGAAAAACAAAAAGAUUCUAAGAAAAGCAAAAACUUGGGGAGGAGAUCCACCAGAACCAGGAAGCACAUCAGCUACAGGUUUGAUGACUUUGAUGAUGCCAUCGAUGAAGCUAUCGAGGAGGACAUCAGAGACCUGUGUGGAGCAGGAGCAGGAAGAGGAAAUGACAUCACCGCUGUCCUUCCAGAGGACGGGAAGCAGAGCCAGCAGCCCGUCAGGAACCAGAGCCGAUCAGCCAGGAGCAGGAAGAGACGCCGCCUGAACGACUUAGAGAGCGACAGCACAGCGGUGGAGAGCGAAGACGAGUUCAUGCUCAGCAACAGCUCCGAGGAUGAGGAGUUUGGAGCAUCAGGAGCCGAAGAUGAUGGGGAGGAGGAGGGAGAUGAAGAAGCAGGCAGCGAGGUGGGCAGCUGGGACCGAGGGACCCGCCCCAAACGGGGGCCGAAGAAUAAACCCAAGAGGACCCGCCACAGGGGCAGGAAGUGGCAACAGAGACGCUCCUCGGAGGACGAGGACAGCGAUGUAGAGCUGGGUGAGAGGACGUCCUCAUCAGGAAUGCUAACGAAAACGUCCCUCCAAGACUCCGAUCGGUACAGUGACAUGAGCGACAGCGACGCAGAAAGGAAAAGGCGGGGCCUGAGGCGGGGCCAGCGCCAGCAGGUCAACUAUCGCGAAACCUCGGAGUCUUCGGACAACUCCAGAGCCUCCUCCGUGCGGGAGAAGGUGAAACGGCGAGGAAGACCGCGUAAGGAGCACCUCUCCAGCGAUUAUAGCGACGUGUCGCCUUCCUCCAGAGACUCCGAGGGCGACGAGGAGGAGGAAGAUGACCAGAAAAGGAGAGUAAGCCAGAGAAGAAGAGAGGAUGGAGACGAAAGCCGGAAAAGACACCGGGACCAGAUGGAUGUGGGAGAAAAAGGGAGGAGACUGAAGAGGAGGCAGCUGGAGAAGGAGGAGGACAAAGAUCAGCGGAAGAGACUCAUGAGGACGGACAGGAAGGAGGAAGACCCAGACAAGAUGGGCAGAGGGAAGAGGAGGGAGCGGCUGUCACAGCAGCGGCGCAAACGACUUGCUCAGAUGCUGAAGAAACGGCGGCCUUCCACAGACGAGGAGGAGGAGGAGGAAGAAUCUGAGGAGGAUUCUUCCUCUUCAGAUGAUCGUCCAAUUCGGAAAAGACUCAACCGCAUCGACUCUGAUGAUGAAGAGGAGGAAGAACCUAAGAUGAUGAAUAAGAAGUCCUCAGUAGGUGAGAGGUGGGCAGAAAACACUAACAGUGAUGCUCAGGAAAGGGGGCGGGGCCAAAAUCUGUCCCCAUCAAAUGGACAUCAGACCUCCAGAGGUCAAGAGAAGUCCGGGACUGGAAGUCCGGCUGUGCUGAGGGACAGAGCCGGCUCAGGCAGGAAGGAGAGGCACAACAGGCCCCUGGAUCUGGCGGAGGGGGGGCACUCAGACUCAGUGCAGAACGGUCCGCGGUCAUGAUGGCCGCCGUCGCCUGCUCCCCUCACACCCACCUGACCAGACCGUCAUCCCGAAGCACUUCAUCACUCUGGUAGCACUUCCAUCUUCUCCUGGCAGGAAGUGGGCAUGGAAGCGGACUUCCUCAGAUUCAUUCCUGCAGCGUUCUCCACGAUGGUGGAAACCAGCAUCUCUAGAGGUUUUUAUGGCUUUAGAGGGUUGUGAUGAGUCACAUCCUGGUACUUUGUUGGCUGAACCAUGAAAACAACAGAUCUACUGAUAGAGGAGCAGUCAGAGGUUCUGAUUGGCUGUAGAAGCUCCAGCUGUUCCUGUCACAUUCUGUGUGUUCUUGUAAAAUAUAAUCUUCUAUUUUCUAAUGAGGGGAGGAGCGAUGCUGCUGCGGCGCCGCGGCCAUCAGCUGCUUGCUGCUUGGUUUGGACUCUUCCCGUGAAACGUUUCAUCUGUUCCAGCGGUUGGGUUUCGGAGACGAUCGGAUGGAAAACCGCUCUGGUUAGCUGGAAUAAUGUGUGUGUGUGUGUGUGUGUGGAGCGUACACACAGCUGAACUCAGCCAUAAUAAAGGCUUUGACCCCCCCCCCCCGAUCCAGAUCGAGGAAUUUUUAUCUUGAAAGCAAAUCGAUCCUAUUUUUAUUCUAAAAUGAACAAAAAGUUCCGUUUUUCUUUCCACCUAAAGUGGGAGUGAUUCGUUUCCAUGGCAACAAUAAACAAGUGUUCUUCAGAGCGGCUCCCGUCAGAUCCACGUCUACUACAGGAACGUCUCCGUCGUACAAACCAGUCAGCUCACUGGUUCUGGACUGGUUCCUGUUGUGUUGUUACUGUAGUUCUGCUGUAACAAAUGUUUUCUAACUUAUUAAAACAUCAAACAUCUCCUCAGAA